AUGUACUUUGAUGACAUUUCUGCCCGGUUAAGACCUUUGGAAGACUUCAAAGUAGGCAACCCUGUAAAUGAACUUCAUUUAAUUGCAAGAGGGAUUGGAAAGUUUGUGUAUGACCUGAUUACCGUCACUCUCACAAAGGAAACCAAAUUUUAUUAUAUCUAUCCAGACAAUACCCUCAAUACCACUGAAUACCCUUUUCAUAUACCAAGAGCAGACCUUGUAACAAUUGGAAACUGUAUCACCAGCUCACGAAAAUAUAUAUUCACCUCAUUUCAAGGCAGUUUUGACAACGUAUUUGCCAAGAUCGAUGGUACUCACGCAGUGGACUGGCUUGACUUUCUCUUAUACCUUGUCCCCACUUUGGUCGUGCCUUAUUUACCAAAUAGGGCUGUCAAAACAGCUCUAUUAUCUCUUACGUUGACAUCAGAAUUGCUUGAUGAGAUGGAGUUAUACUUCAAGCACUGGCACUCGUUUUUAUACCAACAAGUCCAGAAUAAUACCCUGUCUCAUAGUGUUUUCCGACCAGUUCAACAUUACCUGGUCUAUAUACCCUAUAUCAUCAAGCAGCAAAGCCCUCUGCAAUGCUACUCCACUCACUCAAUGGAGAGAGUAAUUGGCAUCUUCUUGAAAUUGAUAAAGUCCAAAUCAAAGGGUAGCCAAAACACCAGUUUUCUCAUCAAGCAAUUUGCGAUUCACAAUUAUACCAGCUUAGCAAUCAGCAUCUGUGAUGAAGUCAACCUCAUUUGGUCAAAGCCAUAUGGAAGAGAGAGCUACAUGGACCUUCCUAAUGAUCCUAGUGGUGUGCAGUUGUGGGAGCCAUUUCAUCAGUUUGUUAAUUUGAAUGAUGAUUCGGUGGAAGGUGUAGGCGGCCCUAGUGUGAAGGAAGCUUUAUUGAAAUAUUACCAGAGAACAACAGACUUGACUGGCCAUGAGUUUGGUGACUCUGUUGUUGUUGUAGCUGCACGUCUGUGGAUGGAUUUGACUGUAUAUUUCUCAUGCAUGUACCAAAGAAAGAAAAACAAGACCAGCCAUGGCAACCAUUAUGUGAUGUUUACUUGCCUCUAUAGAAACAACCAUAAUAUAAUUGUUCACAGCUGGCUCGUCGGUACAGUACAGUUCUACUUUCAGCAUGUAGAUUUCUAUGGCUUCCCACACUUUCUUGCUUUUGUGGAGAUCAUGAAGGAACAUGACGCGGCUGGUCAUGACUCAUCAGUACCUAUCGUCAAACAACGGUCACAAAGCACCCAUACACUAGGCCACCAAACGCAACCGACUUAUGCAGUUAUAAGUGUAAAUGACAUUUGUCAUCAAGUUGGUCUGAUCCAAUACCCACCGAAUGGAAACCAGUUUUAUGUAAUCACGCCCUAUUAUAUCUUUAACAACAAUAUGCGCAUUACUAAAGGCAAUCUUUCCAUUCUGUAA
Messenger RNA from Phycomyces blakesleeanus NRRL 1555(-), 1422 nucleotides. RefSeq lists its product as hypothetical. The transcript is spliced from 5 exons. Lineage: Eukaryota; Fungi; Mucoromycota; Mucoromycetes; Mucorales; Phycomycetaceae. The coding region runs from base 1 to 1422 and encodes 473 amino acids. The record is from RefSeq and is a predicted model, not a curated record.